AUGGACAAGACAAAGCUUGCCACGAUGUUCAAUCUUGACGAUGACGAGACUUAUCAAAGUAAACCUCUGGAUCAACAAAAGAUGUCCCAAUACACAGCAACAACUGUGAAGAAGUCGAAACGCGAGAAGGAUGCAGAGGCUGCAGAGGUCAAACGAAGAGAGGAAGAAGCGCAAGCAGCCAAGGCGUACGCUGAUUUUAUUGAGAGCUUUGAAGGGGGGCCGUCGGGAUCUUCCAAACGAGGCGCUAAUGCUUUCGUUCGUGCAUCCGGGAGCGGAGAGAGCUCGGAUAAAACAUAUAAACCAUUGAUGAAAAGCACAGAGGAACGACCAAAUGUCAUAAUGCCAGCCGAUGAUGAGCCUAUGACGAAGCCCAAACCAAAAGGCAAAAGGGCAAUGGAUAUGUUCCUUGAGGAGAUCAAGCGGUCUGAACAUUUUUGCGCCUCCCCAUAUGAAAAUCAACGCGGAAGUCGAGAUACAGGGGAUCCCGAGACCACGAAUAUCUUUGUUGCUAAUCUCCCUCCUCAUGUCACGGAAGAUUCGUUGGGCAACUUUUUUGCCUGUCAUGGGCCAAUAGGAUCUGUCAAGGUUAUGUGGCCACGAGGAGACGGUACCAUGGGUCCGGGGAAUGACAUUACUUCAUCACGGCGGAUGAAAAAUUCUGGUCUAAACGGUUUCGUUCAGUACAUGAAACGAAAAGACGCGGAGGCUUGUGUACGAGAGAUGGACGGGUUCGAGUGGGGCGGCUCCAUCUUACGCGUUGGCUGGAGUAAAGCCGUUCCACUCGCAUCAAGAGCUAUAUAUGGUAUAGAUAGACAUCGUCGUUCUCGAUCACGAUCUCGUGAUAGAUAUCCUGACCUUGGUCGUCGAGACAGAAACACGCAUCGUCAUGACGUCUAUGAUAGGAAGUCAUAUCGCCGUUCUCGUUCAUGGAGGUGGUCGAGAUCCAGGUCAAGAUCGUCGAAGUCAGGGUCUCCCAGUCGUGGUAUUUCGAGGGACUUGCAAGAGUUCAUACAGAUGGUGGCCAAGGAGAUCAAGGAGAGAGGCCACGAGUAUGAGGAAGCGAUUCGGGAGAGAGAGAAUCGGAAUCCAAGAUACGCGUUCCUUUGGGAUGAAAAGUUUGAGGAUGAUGUAAGUGUUUUGUUUAGUGAUUUCAUUGCCAAAUUAUGUCCUCAUUAUCCAAUUCAGGGGAGCCAAUCUGUCUACUCAACCGAUUCAGCGGAGGAAUCAGAGCAAGAAAGGUCUAGGCGCAAAGGUGUGCUCGGAAAACUUGCUCGUCAGCGGUUUGAGAAUAUCUUGCGAGCCCAAACUGGAAGGCGAGGAGACAUUGCCAGAGCAAUGGUAUUUUCACUACAACAUGCUGAGGCCGCUUCUCAGAUUGCAGAUAUCAUCAUUGCUUCUCUCCUUGUCAAUGGAACAGCUGUACCACGCAAAGUUGCUCGUCUUCACCUUAUUUGUGACAUUCUUCACAAUUCUGCGGCGCCAGUCUCGGGUGCUUGGAAAUACAGACAAGAAUUCCAAACUCGACUUCCCGUCGUCUUCGACCAUCUCUCUGCCAUAUAUCACUCUUUUCCUGGUCGUAUCACGGCUGACACAUUCAAGAAGCAGAUACUUGCAGUUGUCGAGGUCUGGGAAGACUGGAUCGUUUUCCCCCCUGACUUUACCACAGAGCUGAGAAUUCGAUUGGAAGUGGGUGAGGCAGCGGUGGCCCAUAUGAAGGAGGCUCAGAAAGUUGUUCAGGCUCAGGAAGAUGCGCCAAAGGAAACGGCAAGCAAGUUUAAGACUAGCUCGUUCCAACCAGCUACUGCGGCAAGUGCGGAACCUGCUGUUGCUUCCAAUCCAAUGGAAGACCUGGAUGGAGAGGCUUUGGAUGACGUUGACGGUGAUCCCGUUGACCUAGACGGUGAGCCUGGAGACAUAGACGGUGAGCCAGUUGAUUUGGACGGUGAACCUAUCAACUUGGAUGGAGAGCCUGUUGACGUUGAUGGCGAGCCGGUGGACCUGGAUGGUACACCACUAGGGGACCAACCAACGACUGGCUCACCCACGGGCUUGAAGUUGAGGGAAACCGCCGAAAGCCGUGACGGAACUCCCAUGGACGAGUCUGAUUGA
Cantharellus anzutake is the source of this 2109-nucleotide messenger RNA. RefSeq lists its product as uncharacterized. Gene Ontology annotation, biological process: RNA processing. Gene Ontology annotation, molecular function: RNA binding. NCBI's taxonomy places the organism in Eukaryota, Fungi, Basidiomycota, Agaricomycetes, Cantharellales, Hydnaceae. The transcript has 11 exons. The coding region runs from base 1 to 2109 and encodes 702 amino acids. Gene Ontology annotation, cellular component: nucleus. The record is from RefSeq and is a predicted model, not a curated record.